AUGUCUCAGGCAAAAUUAACUUUACGACCACCACCUAAUGUCGACUUCGUUCAGGGCUACCCAGGCAUACCACCUGGCCCAGACAGACCACAGGCUGCCGUCAAAGGCGCGAUAGAGGUUCGCGUUGGGCCAGGAGGCGUCAAGGCCAAGUGGGUCCGCAUAGAGCUUAGGAAGGUGGAAACGCUCCCCGGCGGCGGCCUUGCUAGCACAUACUUCGAUUUCGUCGGCCAGAGUCCCAUCAACUUGUGGCAAGCAAGCGAGGAGUACUCCUUACUUUCCACGAUCCUCUCCCAGCAAGACUUUCCUUUUUCCAUUCGUAUCCCGGAGUCAAUACCUCCGAGCAUUGCACUAGAGAAAGCAGCUGGAAUCAAGUACGAGCUCAUCGCAACAGUAUGCAUCAAGGGCAAGAAAGGCUUCCUACGCCGCGACAAGCAUGUCAUCGUCUCGACCUCUGCGCCCAUCAUCAUCGACAAGCACGAGCUGCACUCGACGUGGCCAGUGUAUGCGCAGCCUGAAACGCGGAACACAAGCUCCGACGGCGUCACGCUCUUCGUCGAGCGCACGCACACCUGCUACGGCCCCGGUGACCGCAUUGCCGUCACGUCUGUCGUCAAGAGCGAGAGCUCACAAAUGAUCGUCCUCCGUGGCUUCGAGUUCAUGCUCCGCGAGACGACUGUCUUUCGUGCAGGCGCGGGCACCGUUGGGAAGAAGGCCGCGCCCCAGGUCAAGACGGGUAAUGUCAGCGAGCAGAAGGUCCCCGUGAACCAGACGUUGUAUACCGGCAUGCAACACAAGGCCGAGCUAUCCCUUACGGUGCCAUCGCAUCACACGAGCACGACGCUGAACGCGGCACGGCAUAUCGACAUCACCUAUGUGCUGACGGUCAAAGCAUUAUUAGCCACGGGUAAACCCCUCGUCAUGGAUCUGCCGAUCAUCAUCUCGAACUGGCCAAGAUCUGUCUCAAUGGAAGCAGUCAGACGAAUCGGUCUUGCACCAAAUGUGUCUUCACAUACUCAGGCCCACAUAGGCCAGCCAAUCAUCAGCAACGCCGCCCUGAGCCAGAUGACCCUGUCUCCAUUGUCCCCUGGUGCACGCUCACCGAACAAUCAUCCAUACUUGAGCCCUGCGCCGACGGCCAUCACCGAUUCCUCUUCCGAGGCGACUGACACCCGGACGAACAGCAACUUCCAGACCGCACCGGUCGUCUUCAGCCGGAACGUCGACGAGUUCGGGACUCGCACGCGCGGUGCAAGCAUCGACUUGGCCCCGCAGACUAUCGGUAGCACGCCUGCACCCGCCACUACGACCGCACGGCCGCGCUCGAGCGGGCGGGGCAUGGCGCCCGCGGCGAACCGGCUUACAGUGACGAACUACGGCGAAGACAUGCCUGAGGAGGUCCGCAACCAGAACCUGCAGCAACUCGCGGCGGCGAGCCACCGGCGGAACACGAGCCUCGGAUCCGGCGCGCGCCCUCAGCGCGGGUUCCUGAACGCUGAGGAGGAGAAGCGGAUGCUCUAUGAGCGUGCGAAGGCGCAGGUUGAACAGGUCCAGGGCACCGCGAGGACGCAGAGCCCGCCGAUCGAGCUGCACUCACCGACGCCUGUCCGCGACGCUGGGCCUAUCCUCAUGGCCGCGAACGACAGUGUGGCGCCGAAACCUUCUGGAUCUGGAUGGAUGAGUGCGGAGGAUGAGAAAGCUCGGCUCUUCAACCAGGCGAGGGAAGCUGUGCGCAAGACGCAAGGAAUUGUGGACGAUCCGGACGAUGUGCCUGCACAAGCACCAAGCGGUUACGCUCGUAGCGGCUCGUCAACCGCAACUGGGAUGUCUGCUGGCGCUGCGAUGUACUCGCAAGCUCUUAACUCCGUGGGUCGUAAUCCAGGCACCGGGGCCUCGCCUUCAAAGCGCUCUUACCCGACUGCCGACGAAGAGAAGACCGCGCUGCGUCGAUACCAAGAGGCAACAGCAGCCGUCGCGCGAAACCAGGCCUCUGCGUACAAUGGCAUGCCCGCGCCCGCAUCCCCUUCGCCUGCGUCCCCACCAACGGCCUCCUCUCCGUCGAAACCGACACAACCACAGAGCCCAUCUGCGCCAAUCCCUUACGACGCUCUUUACCCCAACUCCGGGCGGAUGGCAAGCCCGGCGCCGCCUGGCGCAGGUAGCUCGCACCACCACCAGCCGUCGUACCUCACCGAGAAGGAAAAGCUUCGACGGAUGUACGAGGCGCAAGACGCGGCCGCACUCGCUUCGCAGCAACAACAACAGCACACCGGGUCGUCCCCGCCGCCCCCGCCUGUAGACGCCCCAGCGUACAUGCCGCCGUCCUCGCCGAUGUCGUUCCCGCCAACGCCAUACGCGAACGGCGCGCUCUCGGAGAAGGAGAUGCUCCGCCGGCGCUACGAGGAGCAGGACGCGGCCGCUCUUGCAGGCGCGCCGCCGCCUGCGACCCCAGCGCGCGCGACGUCCUCCCAUGGACGUACCCUCCCUACGCCUCGCGCGCAACCGACGCCGCCACCAGGGCCGAGUGGCUCGCGGCCGCUGACGGCUGCUGAAGAGAAAGCGCGCCUGCGUGCGCUGUACGAGGCCGAGGAGCAAGGGCAGUCGUCGCCCAUGUACGCGUCGCCGACGAACGGCACGAACGGCGUGAACGGACAUGGCGCGCAGGGCCUGCAGCGCCACGCAAGCGUGAGCUCGGGGAGCCACUACAGCGAGCCGCCGCAACCGUUGGUGCCGCCACCGCUGAUGCCAAAGCCACCGCGGGAGUACAUGGAGGAGACGCUCCAGGAGGACCGCGCGCUGUCGACGCAGAUCCAGGCGAUCGACCGUGGGCACGAGGGCGGCUACACGCCGCGACCGGACGCGAACCUCGAGUUCCGGUCUUUCACGCCGUUCAAGGGAGGCUUCGAAGCGCACGCGACGCUACCCCUCGCUGUGCCCCCGCCCCCGUCGUUACCGACCAAGGUCGGCGUGGCCGACCUUUAAGUCUUUCCUUCAUCUUUUUCUUUUCCUCUCAAUUAUCUAGCGCUACCCACGCCCUGUCACUCCUUCCCUCAUUUCUAGUGCACUGUUCGAUGAUGUGGAAUUAUGCUGUGCUACCUACAUAUUUAUACCGGACAGUGCGCCCGUGUAUGGACUUGUCGCUACGCUAAUGGGGGUUACCAUAACUAUAUACCAUCCUUCGUCGUAUCUAUCCUCUUUUACUAUAUAUAUAUAAACUCGAGCGUAGGAAUACAACUACUAUAUAUUCAUACAAUUACAGUUCUAUAUAUCCAGCGUCGAAUGCGAUACCCGGAUGGUUUUUAGGCACCGGCGGGGCUCCUCAGCUCUCAUCGCUUGCGCUUCACCUUGGGCAUUGCAGACCCCGGCGACAUCUCCUGCGCGGUGAGAGGCGACGGCAGCUCCGCGGCGUCCGACUUGCGCUUCAGGCCCGCGGUCUGCCGCGACUGCUUGAAGCCGUCGAGCGUGCCCGCGUCCGGCGGCGAGACGUCGUCGAGGAACGCCGUGAGCUGCUCCGUCGACGCGUCCCCGACCGUCGUCCCGUCGAGCGGCGUCGUCGGGUCGAACUGCGCCGUCACGUCCGGGAAGCCGCUGCCGCCGCCGUCGCCGCUCCGCGACGAGAGCUCGUUCAGGAAUGCGUCAAAGUCAAAGUCCGCCGUCGGGUCGUGGUGCAGCCCGUCUGCGGUGUGUGGCCCGAGGCCGUCCGCGUCGUGGCCCAGCAGUGUGGUGCUCGAGUCGGGCGCGCGUGUGGUAGUAUGGAGCGAGCCCUGGUCGAGCCCGAGGCCGUUGAUAAGCGAAUUAAGACUGUGCUGUAGGGCAUCGACAUCUGCAUCAAUAUCGGAGGCAUCAUGAUAUGACUUUUGUAGACGGUUCGCGUUCUCGAGAAGCGGCUCGAGGGAAGGAAUGUCGUCUUCCUUUUGGGUAAGACUACCAAGCAGCGAAGGUGCGAGAGCGGCGGAUUGAGUAAGAUGGCUAUUGUUGGUUGUCGAAGGGGAGGCUGGAAGAUCGGUUCGGAGACGAGAGAAAUCGUAUGCGUUAGGAUCGUAAGGCGUCAUCUGGUAUGUAGCGGCCCUCGGAUCGAGCGUCUGGUGGUCGACAUCCGGGGAAAUCAUGGAGGGCACAGGCUGAUUUUGCUGAGAAGCGAGCGCGUGCAUAAGCCUCUGCAGCUGCCCAGGAGAGUUGAUCAUAUUCUGCAGCGUCUGUGACCAAUCUCCGCUGGGCGAACCUCCCUGGGCAGGAUUAGCAACCUGCAUGAGCGCCGCAGACUGCUGGGUAGGUGUAGGCUCACGGUCAUUUCGACCGUAUUGAGCGUGAUUAGAUGGCGGGCUAGACGGCUGGGGAGUCGUACGAAGAGACUGAUCAGUUGAGGACCUGACCAUGGUUUCCGAGGGGCGCACUGUAGGCCCAGGUGAGGGUCUGAUCGGCGGCGUGAUCUCUGUGACCGUUGGACCAAAGCCCUCGCUCGGUGCAAUGGAUGGCGUGGUCGGUGAUCGUGGAGAAUGCACAGUUUCAGCGGGAGUGUCUAUAGAUGCAAAUAGAGGAGCUGAACGUCCGCCUUCAGACCUCACACUCUGCAGAUCGUCGUCUUCAUCAAUCUCCUCAACAUCCUCAACAAGAGAAGGUUUCCUCUUUUCCGACAUACCACCGUCACCAAUCAUGAGACGUUGACGCUUGCGCGGCAUAACAUGCGACGGAGUAUGGGUAGUAUCAUGCUUAACCGCGUCCGCGCCGCUCCCGAAAACCCCCGCAAGGAAUUUCAGGAUACGGUUGAUAGUAUCUGAGUGUUUUUUGUGUCGUUCGCGUGCAGCAAGGGCCUCUUGCCACAAAUGCUGAUUCGAGGACUUGAGCUCGUUGAGCUCGACAGAGAUAGCCUGCUGGUGGCGCUUGAUAGCAGCAAUGCCGUUCAUGAUAGAGUUAAUAUCAAGGAGUUGGCCUGCGGUGAGGUUGCCGAUGCCGCCGUGGGCUGGAUCACUGAUGUCAAGCGGGUUCUCCUCGCCCCCAUGAGCGGGCUGCUUCUUGCGCUGGAUAAGACAAAGUAGGUCUGGUUGGCCACGAUGAAAGUGGGGGUGCUCGAAAUGCCAUGGCUCAGUGUCUGUAUCGCUCUUGAGGACGCCUUGUUGAAGAUGUGGGAUCUUAUGGAAGCCGUACAUGUUCAGCUGGCGGACAAAAGAGGUGAACUUCUGGUGCUUGAACCAGCGACCCAGGACCUCGCGCGCAAAUCGCUCAUGAUUGAGAACAUAGAACGAGUCACCGGAAUCUGACCAUCUAAUUAGCUCGCUGUUCUUUGGGUCACUGACGAUCCUUGGGGA
Phanerochaete carnosa HHB-10118-sp is the source of this 5303-nucleotide messenger RNA. RefSeq lists its product as uncharacterized. The record is from RefSeq and is a predicted model, not a curated record. Bases 1 to 2979 code for a protein of 992 amino acids. Gene Ontology annotation, cellular component: division septum. Gene Ontology annotation, biological process: division septum assembly. The transcript is spliced from 11 exons. Lineage: Eukaryota; Fungi; Basidiomycota; Agaricomycetes; Polyporales; Phanerochaetaceae.